Molecule: messenger RNA, 2091 nt
Organism: Phytophthora infestans T30-4
Lineage: Eukaryota; Oomycota; Peronosporomycetes; Peronosporales; Peronosporaceae
Product: protein kinase, putative
Exons: 5
Coding region: 1-2091 (696 amino acids)
Biological process (GO): protein phosphorylation
Molecular function (GO): protein kinase activity; ATP binding
Source: RefSeq, a predicted model, not a curated record
AUGCGUGUGUGGUGGACUCUGGCACUCGGACUGCUGAGUGAUCCAGCAAUCGCCGCCAGCUCCUCGGGUUCCGGCACCUCAGCGGCCAGUGGGACACUCAACACAUUGACAACAAGCUGCAACGGCGGCUGUAGUAAUAACGGAGCCUGUGUGGUCGUGGGUCAGUCCUCAACCAAUGCCAUCAACUGUGUAAACGACACCAGUUGCGUCACGUUAUCGUCGGGUCAAUCAGCGCUGUGCCUCGAUGCCUUCAGUUCAACAGCUACCGAGUGGAUCUUCCAGCCAUCCGAGAGUAACGACACUGCAGGUGUCGGUCCCUUUGAGCGUGUGGGGCUACUACAGUUGGACGAUCAUGUUACAGACCUGGCGUUCAGGAAGGCAGAGCAGGUAGAGGAUCCGCUCUCCGGGUCACUGCAACUGGCGUCCAUGAACGUCCAGCCGGCUGCUACAUUAGAGAAAGUGACCUUCCAGAACAUAAGUCUGUCCGGACUGGACAGCGCCUUGCCGCUCAACGGCGUCAAGAGAAUAUACGUCAACUACUGCUCACUCACUGGAAAUGCCAUCACCAAGGUGGACGCUGCCUUCCAAGAGAGGACUUUUACCAACCUUACCUUGCUUGAUUUAUCAUCGAAUGCUCUAACGGAGUUCGAUCUUGUACCUGAGAACUUCCCAGCCAUCACGACCUUAUAUCUGCAUGGCAACUCAUUGAAGACGGUCCCCGACGUGGUUUUCAGCCUGUCGACAUUGCAGUAUCUGACGCUAAUCGACAACCCUAUCAACGCGUCGGAUCUCACAGCACAGCAAUUCACGUUCCUCGCUAAUUUGCCGAUGUUCAGCAUUGACGGCAUUACCGAUACAAUCGCUUGCCCGACUGCUGCUGUGCAAAGUGCACUGAACGAUUCCUUCACAUUUUGCGUGGGAAACAACGAGACUUCUUUCAACUCAACCAUCACCCAGCAGCCAGCAACGACUGUACCUGCCAUUACUGGGGAUGAUUCAUCGUCGUCGUCAUCUAACAAGACUUGGAUCAUUCUAGGCGCGUGUUUGGGUGCUGUUGCGCUUCUACUGCUUAUCGGUCUCAUCUGGUGGUGUUGUAGUCGACGGAGAAAUGAGCAACCGAAGCUUAUGAACAGUGCCAUCCCAUCGAUUGCUAUUGGCAUGGGCGACAUGUCAGACCACCCGUACAUGGAGCUGGGAAUUCCAUGUUCUAACGCUUCCAGUCAGACGACGUCGGACUUCGAGCUGCUCGCGUCUGUGGCAGAUGGCUACAUUGGACUGACGAGAUUAUCGUACGACGACGUCUUCCUCCACAAGAUGCUGCGUGUUAGUAGUCGUUCUGAACUGUGGCUUGGCGAGUACAAGCAUGACGCUGUACUCGUCAAGAAGAUCAAGAGUAACACGGCAUCGAAAGCGCUAAUGCGGGACUUUGUGACGGAGAUAGAGCUCAUGUUUGAGCUCAAACACCCUCGAAUUGCUGCCUUCAGAGGUGCUAUGUGGGACGCUGAUGGCACGGAACUCUGCGCUGUGGUCGAGUACGUUGAAAAGGGCGCGCUGCGGGACUGCACGGUGAACAAUGCUAUCGAGUUGUCCGUGCCAAAGCAACACGCCAUUGCUCGACAGAUCUCGGAAGCCAUGGCGUUCCUGCACAAGCAAAACAUCGUCCACGGUCGGUUGAAUGCGUUCAACGUUUUACUGGACAAGGACUACUCUGCCAAGCUGAGUCUUUUCAGCAUCUUCCACUACGUCAAGCUGUCACCUCUAGACAACGAGUGUAAAAUAUUCGUGGCUCCGGAAAUUCUGCGUGGUGAGCAGCCAUCGGAGCGGUCUGACGUCUACGCAUUUGGCGUAGUUCUCGUGGAAAUCGACACAGGUGAGACGCCUGUGAUGAACGCUCGGAGGCUGUCAAUGGAGCGCGCAGGUCGCGAAGACGGGCUGUCCCCAACAGCGAAAAAGACGGGAUUCCGCUUGAGUCGCCAGUGCUCUGGAGUGCUGAAGGAAGUCAUUACGGCUUGUGUGGAGAAGGAUCCAGCACGACGACCAUCGAUGGCUGAGGUGGUGUUGGCGUUCAAGAAUGGGGCGAUGAAGUUGUAA